AGAUGUAAAUAUAUUACCAGACAAAAAAGAUGUCAUUUUUCGACUACAGAAGGAUGAAAUUCUGAUUUUAAAUUCUGUGAUCUGGAAAGUUAUAGGUUGAAAUUAACCAUGUCGCAAAAUAUAAGUUAUUGUGACAGUAAUUUCACAAACACAGGCCACGGAUUUACGGUAGCUUCCGGUUUUUAUAUCGUUCUUGGAGUGCUCGGAAAUGUGACUGCAUUUGUUCUUCUCAUCAAACAAUCAAGGUACCACAACUGGAAAAUGUUUUAUCGCCUCGUGUUGUUACUGGUCAGUGUUGAUCUGUUAGGGGUGGUCAUGUUUGGUAGUAUCAGUGUGAUUGAAAAUACUGCCACAAAGUGGCUUGGCGGGAAAGGCCUGUGUAUCGCGGAGUCCAUCAUUAUAAUUUUCAUAUCAUUAACUAACUUAUUAAUUGUGACGAUCAUUUCGCUAGAAAGAUUUCUAGCUUUAUGGCACCCUUAUUUUUAUUCCACGUUAAAACAUCAUGCGUGUAUUAUAUUUGUUCCGGUAGUGAUUUUAUGCGUGGCCGUUGUCAUGGCGAUUCUACCUGCCGUAAGCGGCGACCAUUUUGAAAAGAUAUAUCCAUGUGACUUUUGUUUCAUCAAUAUCUAUGGCAACAACCAUUCUGAUUAUAUUUAUGCUUUUAUAUAUAGCAUUUUCGGACUUCUUUUCUUAACAUUAGCGAUCGUUCUAAACAUUUUAGUGAUCGUUGCGUUGUCUCGCAGUUCACGGGGUUAUUCGAGACAACGCCAAAGUUUAAUUUCCAUAAACCAUGAUGGAAAGGAGUACUAUUUUAUGUUGUUUCAGUUAUUGGCCGUCAUUACAGAGCUUGCUGUGUGCUGGAGCCCUUUACUGAUAAAAAUCAUUAUGACAGUGACUUUGAAUGUGGAGGAUUAUGAUGAAGCGCUGUUGAAAAAAAAUUAUUUAUUUUUCCGUUUCGCAGCCUGGGUUCUUGUUUUAGACCCUUUGAUAUACGUCAUAUUAAGGCGGGAAAUUAUCGUUAAUAUCUGCCUAUUUUGUAAGCGUCGAGAGCACCAGCAUCUGACGUCAUCAGGAGAUAAAGUGGACCGGGGAUCGAUGCAUUCUAAUCCAAACAGAGCAAGUUAUGGAACUAUAUAAAAAUGAUAAAUAAUUAGAGUUUGGGCUUGUAGAAGCAGUCUUGGAAAAAGCGCUUUGAGGAAAGAUGUUUGUGUCGUUCUCUAGUCCUGUAUAGUAACUAGUACUGUAACAGUAACCUAACAAAAGAAAAAAAAACUGUGGAUUCAUCGUGCUCGCAAACAAAUACAUGUAGUUGAAAUACUGAAGAAUUCAAAUUUCCCGUACUGUUUAGGGAAGAACAGAUGCAAAAUGUAAUAACUGAAUUGCACUCUUGUGAAUUAUUAUGAUUUUUCUUUAGCUUGUCAUAAUUAUUUUAAUAUGUCAUUUGGUUGGUUUUCCUUUCUGAGUUCAAUGUAUAUGAAAAUCACCAAAGCUUAUAUCACAUUAAUGUAAAUUGUUCUAUGAAUUUUUAUGGUGAUACAAUUAAAAAAAAUAUUCAUCGAU
Messenger RNA from Saccostrea echinata, 1560 nucleotides. RefSeq names its product prostaglandin E2 receptor EP4 subtype-like. Gene Ontology annotation, molecular function: prostaglandin F receptor activity. Gene Ontology annotation, cellular component: plasma membrane. NCBI's taxonomy places the organism in Eukaryota, Metazoa, Mollusca, Bivalvia, Ostreida, Ostreidae. The transcript is spliced from 2 exons. The record is from RefSeq and is a predicted model, not a curated record. Gene Ontology annotation, biological process: adenylate cyclase-activating G protein-coupled receptor signaling pathway; positive regulation of cytosolic calcium ion concentration; inflammatory response. Bases 109 to 1137 code for a protein of 342 amino acids.